UGUUCUUCUCUUUCAGGAGAUUGAAGAUGGCUUUUCAGCGAUGCUAGGUCUAUGAUGGGGAGUGUCACAGUCCGCUAUUUCUGUUAUGGAUGCCUUUUCACAUCUGCCACCUGGACGCUUUUGCUUUUUAUUUAUUUCAACUUCAGCGAAGUGACUCAGCCACUUAAGAAUGUGCCCAUCAAGGGGUCCGGGCCCCACGGACCUUUUCCCAAAAAGUUCUAUCCUCGUUUCACUCGAGGCCCAAGUCGAGUGUUGGAGUCACAGUUCAAAGUAAACAGAAUUGAUGAUAUGAUAGAUAAUCAGAUUGAAGAUCCAGAAAAAGACAACAUGAAAUUCUCGUCUGAAUUGGGUAUGAUUUUUAACGAACGUGAUCAGGAGUUGAGAGACUUGGGCUAUCAGAAACACGCCUUCAACAUGCUCAUCAGUAACCGCUUGGGUUACCAUAGAGACGUGCCGGACACCCGGAACGCCGCAUGUAAAGACAAGUCUUACCCCGCGGACCUGCCGGUGGCCAGUGUCGUCAUCUGUUUCUACAACGAAGCCUUGUCUGCCCUGCUCCGCACGGUGCACAGCGUCCUGGACCGCACGCCCGCCCGGCUCCUGCACGAGAUCAUCCUCGUGGACGACGACAGUGACUUCGAUGAUUUGAAAGGAGAACUAGACGAAUAUGUCCAAAAAUACCUCCCUGGAAAAAUUAAAGUCAUAAGAAACCUGAAGCGUGAGGGACUGAUCCGAGGAAGGAUGAUCGGAGCAGCCCACGCCACGGGAGAGGUCCUGGUGUUCCUGGACAGCCACUGCGAGGUGAACGUGCUGUGGCUGCAGCCCCUGCUGGCCGCCAUCCGGGCGGACCCGCGGACCGUCGUGUGCCCCGUCAUCGACAUCAUCAGUGCGGACACGCUCGCCUACAGCUCGUCGCCCGUCGUGCGCGGAGGGUUCAACUGGGGGCUGCACUUCAAGUGGGACCUUGUGCCCCUUUCUGAGCUUGGAGGACCAGAAGGAGCCACCGCACCCAUCAAGUCACCUACAAUGGCUGGAGGCCUGUUCGCCAUGAACAGACACUAUUUCAAUGAACUUGGGCAGUACGACAGUGGCAUGGAUAUCUGGGGAGGAGAAAACUUAGAAAUCUCGUUCCGGAUCUGGAUGUGUGGAGGUAAACUCUUCAUCAUCCCUUGCUCUAGAGUCGGACACAUUUUCCGAAAAAGGCGGCCCUAUGGCUCUCCUGAAGGCCAGGACACCAUGACCCACAACUCCCUGCGGCUGGCCCACGUCUGGCUGGACGAGUACAAGGAGCAGUAUUUCUCCUUAAGACCUGACCUGAGGACCAAAAGUUACGGGAACAUCAGUGAGCGUGUGGAGCUGAGGAGGAAGUUGGGCUGUAAAUCGUUUAAAUGGUAUUUGGAUAACGUUUACCCUGAGAUGCAGAUAUCCGGGCCCAAUGCCAAACCCCAGCAGCCCAUUUUUAUCAACAGAGGGCCGAAGCGCCCCAAAGUGCUUCAGCGAGGACGGCUCUACCACCUCCAGACCAGCAAGUGUCUGGUGGCCCAGGGCCGCCCGAGUCAGAAAGGAGGCCUGGUGGUGCUGAAAGCAUGUGACUACCGUGACCCCAGUCAGGUCUGGAUUUAUAAUGAAGAGCACGAGCUGGUCCUAAAUAACCUCCUUUGCCUGGAUGUGUCAGAAACUCGCUCGUCGGACCCGCCCCGACUCAUGAAGUGUCAUGGCUCCGGAGGGUCGCAGCAGUGGACCUUCGGGAGGAGCGAGCGGCUGUACCAGGUGUCGGUGGGCCAGUGCCUGAGAGCCAUGGACCCGCUGGGUCACAAAGGCUCUGUGGCCAUGGCGAUCUGCGACGGCUCCUCCCCGCAGCGGUGGCGUCUGGAAGGCUGAUGGGGCACCGUGGCCGGAGUGGCCAUUCCCCUGUGAGCGAGGCUGCGAGAGCAGCUCUCCUGGGAGCGGGCCCGGAGCCCUCGGCCGACAGCGAGGACAUGCCUUUUACCAAGACGUUCCCAUCGUUUCUGAGCUGCUAAGGAAUUUCUUGCUUAUGGUGAGAAACUAGAGCACAGUUUUAACUCUACAAAGGGUCAGGUGUGUACAGGAGGACAAACCCAGGAAACUGACGUUUCUGUUCAAACUUAUUUAUGCUUCUUCUUAAUUCCUUUAAUAACGGAGUUGUGUUUGAUCAGGAACUGGUCAUGAUUUCCUUUUUUAGAAGGAUUUCGUAGGAAACAAAUUUUUUUUACGUCUACUAUCAUGUCCUAAGUAAUUUUAAACAAACUGAAUCCACAUUACUUUUAACUUCAGAAGGCCUCAUUUAGAAGAGUAUAUAUUUAAGAGGCAGUUAAUGGUUAUAAAUUAUUUUGAAGAAGUAUGGUACUAUCUGCAUUUAAAAUAAAGGGUCCUUUUGAGGAUCUACCUGGGA
Molecule: messenger RNA, 2413 nt
Organism: Suricata suricatta (meerkat)
Lineage: Eukaryota; Metazoa; Chordata; Mammalia; Carnivora; Herpestidae
Gene: GALNT11
Product: polypeptide N-acetylgalactosaminyltransferase 11
Exons: 11
Coding region: 52-1881 (609 amino acids)
Biological process (GO): regulation of Notch signaling pathway
Cellular component (GO): Golgi apparatus
Molecular function (GO): Notch binding
Source: RefSeq, a predicted model, not a curated record